Corapipo altera (White-ruffed manakin) is the source of this 1012-nucleotide messenger RNA. RefSeq names its product otoferlin-like. Lineage: Eukaryota; Metazoa; Chordata; Aves; Passeriformes; Pipridae. Gene Ontology annotation, cellular component: presynaptic active zone membrane; synaptic vesicle membrane. The record is from RefSeq and is a predicted model, not a curated record. Gene Ontology annotation, molecular function: calcium ion binding; AP-2 adaptor complex binding. The annotation marks the transcript as partial. The transcript has 6 exons. Gene Ontology annotation, biological process: plasma membrane organization; synaptic vesicle priming.
GAACCUGCUGCUCCCGGACGGGGUGCCCCCGGAGCGGCAGUGGGCACGCUUCUACGUCAAGGUGUACCGGGCCGAGGGGCUGCCCAGGAUGAACACCAGCAUCAUGGCCAACGUCAAGAAGGCCCUCAUCGGGGAGAACAAGGACCUGGUGGACCCCUACGUGCAGGUGGUGUUUGCGGGGCAGAAGGGCAAGACCUCCAUCCAGAAGAGCAGCUACGAGCCCCUGUGGAACGAGCAGAUCGUGUUCACCGAGAUGUUCCCCCCCCUGUGCAAGAGGAUCAAGGUCCAGAUCCGGGACUCGGACAAGGUCAACGACGUGGCCAUCGGGACCCACUUCAUCGACCUGAGGAAGAUCUCCAACGAAGGGGACAAGGGCUUCCUGCCCACCUUCGGCCCCGCCUGGGUGAACAUGUACGGCUCCACCCGCAACUACACCCUGAUGGACGAGCACCAGGAGCUCAACGAGGGGCUGGGGGAAGGCGUCUCCUUCCGCGCCCGGCUGCUCCUGGCGCUCGCCGUGGAGAUCCUGGACACCACCAACCCCGAGAUCAACGGCUCCACAGAGGUGCAGGUGGAACAGGCCACGGCCGUGGCCGAGAACUGCACCGGGAGGAUGGAGGAAUUCUUCCUCUUCGGGGCCUUCCUGGAGGCCACCAUGAUCGACAGGAGGGUCGGGGACAAACCCAUCAGCUUCGAGGUCACCAUAGGUAACUAUGGCAACCAGGUGGAUGGAGUGGACAAGCCCACGCUGCCGAGGAGGAGGAGGAAGGAGGGAGGGGACGAGGAGGAGUCGGAGCUGCUGCAGAAUUCCAGCGAGGAGGAGGGGGAGGAGGACGGAGAACUGGUCUCAGUCUCCUCCUCCCCACCCAUGAAGCCCCUGGUCACCGACAGGAAUUACUUCCACCUGCCCUACCUGGAGCGCAAGCCCUGCGUGUACAUCAGGAGCUGGUGGCAGGACCAGCGGCGCCGCCUCUACAACUCCAACAUCAUGGACAAGAUCGCAGACAAGCUG